UCUUGUGAAUCUCUAGCCAAAUAGAUGCUUAACGCUCGCAUCGAACACACCUCGACGGAGCCCCACGAGGGGGACGCCACUUGUGUGACGUAUUUCAACCAUCAGUUGUUCUCGGGCGGUGCCGAUGGCAAAAUACGCAUCUGGUCGGAAUCGUUAAAGUUGCUGCGAACGAUUGACGCCCAUGAAGCAUACAUUUAUUGCAUGGCCGUGAACGAGAACGGCAAACUAUAUUCGAGCAGCUGUGAUGGCCAGGUGAAGUACAUGCUGCCACCGUAUGCAGAUGCAUCUGCGAUGCAGGAGUUGUUCCGGUGCGAGGAUGCCAUUCAGGCCAUGUACUCCAAUGGCGGUGUUCUGUAUACAGGCGAUGAUAAAGGCGUGAUAACCACCUGGAGUAACGAUCGCAUGCUCUUCAAGUACAAUCUGGUCGAGGAGGUCAAAUCGGUGGCCGGGGAAGAGCAGCUCAUUUAUUCUGUACGUGAUUUGGAUGUUGUGGUCUCAACAGUUGUCGAGGGCAAGUCCGGCAAAUAUAGCAACAAUGCUGUAAUUCCGGGUAAAUCACCGCUAACCCUGCUCGGCCCCCUGGUGGGGGAGAGACACACCUAUUUGGCCUUUCCCGAUCGCACUGGGAUGGGUCUGCAGCUGGUGAAUAAUCUACCAACGCAUAAAUUUGCACACGUUUGGCAGCUGCCGCAAUGCCACGAAAUGAUUGUGAGCAGUCUGUGCGGGGAUGAGCAGCACUUGUAUUCCGGUGGCUACGACAACAAGGUCAAGGGCUGGACAGAUUUGGCAGCAAAACAGCCAAAAGCACUGGGAGAAGUCGACGUUGGCAGUUGUGUGAAUUUCAUUUGCUGUGGCACCGAAAAUCGUGUUUAUAUUGCAAGCAGCGAUGGCUUCAUACGUUGCGCCAAAUUUCUAUAAAUGUCUAAUUUUAAAAUGUACGUCAGAGCUGAAUAAAAUAUAUAUGGAUUAAA
Molecule: messenger RNA, 971 nt
Organism: Drosophila grimshawi
Lineage: Eukaryota; Metazoa; Arthropoda; Insecta; Diptera; Drosophilidae
Exons: 3
Coding region: 25-918 (297 amino acids)
Molecular function (GO): protein binding
Source: RefSeq, a predicted model, not a curated record